This is a messenger RNA of Suillus subaureus, 948 nucleotides long. RefSeq lists its product as uncharacterized. Bases 1 to 948 code for a protein of 315 amino acids. Lineage: Eukaryota; Fungi; Basidiomycota; Agaricomycetes; Boletales; Suillaceae. The transcript has 6 exons. The record is from RefSeq and is a predicted model, not a curated record.
AUGACAAUGAAUCUGAACUGGACACCAUUAAUUCCAGUGACAAUGAUGAAAUUGACACACUAUCAGAUCUUCCAAGCUGCUUACUCACUAUCAAACACUGCCAAGGACAACAUGCUCAAAUUGAUUGGUGCUGACCCAUGCGAAUUGCCUGAGGGUGAAUUGGCCAAGUUUGUCAAGAGCAUCCCAGAUGAUCACAUGACUAAGGGUGAUAUCUCAAUAAUUGCAAACUCAAUUGCCAAUAUCAAAAAACUACUCAAACAUGUAAUCCCUGUGCAAGACCAGAUUCUCAACUUCUGUGGAGUCUCACCUGAGUGGCAUGCUGCAGACACAGUCUCGCGAUUCCUAAGGACUAGUGUUGCAUAUUUGGAGGACAUUCAGAUGCUUGAAAUGUCUGGAGGAGUUCCCAAGCUUACAGCAGCACACUUGUUGGGAGAGCUGAUAGUCAAAUCACCAAUGGCAUCCCAGAAAUGGACCUCUUCCAAACAAGAGGAAUGGCUGAGUCCAUGGGACAAGAUCAUUGUCAUGGAUCAGGCUGAAGCUGACAGGAAAAAGAAAUUAGAAAACUGUUUCAAAAACAGCCUCAGGGCCACAAAGACAGGUUGCCAAGCAAGGGCUGAGGCCACAAACAUCUUCAGUGCAGUGCUGAAGAGUGUCACUGAGGUGCAAAAGCCCAUGCACUCCCUCCAGGAAGUUGAGGCAUAUUCUAAACUGUACUACCAGAGGUGCAUUAAAUCAAUAGUCAAUAACAAACUAAAGGCAGAGGCUGAAGCACUGCAAGCCAAAAAUAAGGCACUCACAAAUGGAAUGCGAGUUGCCAUUAUCAAAAAGGAGACAGCAAACCUCUACAAAGUAGAGACCAAUGAGGUUAAGGUGGAGGUGUGGAGGUACAUCGAGGAUGCAAAGAUGCGCAAAGAUAACAAGAAGGUCGGGAUGUGGUCAGAAGACUGA